GCAAAGUCGGCAUCUUUGACUCUUAUACGUUCUCACCCAAAAGUUUUCAUGAUGAGGAGUACAUCUUUAAAUCCGUGGACACUUGGCUGAUGGGCAAAUGUCAGAGGUAUGUCCCCAUCACUAGGACCAUAAUUGUAUUACAAAUAGGAUCAUAGUCACUCUACCAAUAGGACUAAAAUGCCUUUAGCAAUAGGACCACAAGUUCUCAACCAAUAGGACACCAAACCUCACACCUAAUAGGACACCAAACCUCACACCUAAUAUGACAUCAAACGUCACACCAUAUAUCAAACCAAACCUCACACCUAAUGUGACACCAAACCUCACACCUAAUAUGACACCAAACCUCACACCUAAUAUGACACCAAACCUCACACCUAAAAUGACACCAAACCUCACACCUAAUAUUACACCAAACCUCACACCCAAUAUAACACCAAACCUCACACCUAAUUCACACCAAACCUCACACCUAAUAUGACACCAAACCUCACACCUAAUAUGACACCAAACCUCACACCUAAUAUCACACGAAACCUUACACCUAAUAUAACACCUAAUAUCACACCUAAUGUCACACCAAACCUCACACCUAAUAUCACACCUAAUAUCACACCAAACCUCACACCUAAUAUCUCACUGUAUAUCACACCGUAUAUCACACCAAACCUCACACCUAAUAUGACACCACACCUCACAGCCAAUAUACCACCAAAACUCACAGCUAAUAUGACACCAAACCUCACAGCUAAUAUGACACCAAACCUCAUACCUAACAUCACAGCAAACCUCACAGUUAAUAUUGCACCAAACGUCACAGCUGAUAUGACACCAAACCUCAAAGCUAAUAUGACACCAAACCUCAAAGCUAGAAUGACACCAAACCUCACAGCUGAUAUGACACCAAACCUCACAACUAAUAUCACACCAAACCUCGCACCUAAUAUGACACCAAACCUCACACCUAAUAUCACACGAAACCUUACACCUAAUAUAACACCUAAUAUCACACCUAAUGUCACACCAAACCUCACACCUAAUAUCACACCUAAUAUCACACCAAACCUCACACCUAAUAUCUCACUGUAUAUCACACCGUAUAUCACACCUAAUAUCACACCUAAUAUGACACCACACCUCACAGCCAAUAUACCACCAAAACUCACAGCUAAUAUGACACCAAACAUCACAGCUAAUAUGACACCAAACCUCAUACCUAACAUCACACCAAACCUCACGGUUAAUAUUACACCAAACGUCACAGCUGAUAUGACACCAAACCUCAAAGCUAAUAUGACACCAAACCUCACAGCUGAUAUGACACCAAACCUCACAACUAAUAUCACACCAAACCUCGCACCUAAUAUGACACCAAACCUCACAGCUGAUAUAACACAAAACCUUACAGCUGAUAUGACACCAGACCUCACACCUACUUUCACACCAAACCUCGCACCUAAUAUGACACCAAACCUCACAGCAGAUAUGACAUGAAACCUCACAGCUGAUAUGACACCAAUUCUCACAGCUAAUAUGACACAAAACCUCACAGCUGAUAUGACACCAAACCUCACAGCUGAUACGACACCAAACCUCACAGGUGAUAUUACACCAAACCUCAGAGCUGAUAUGACACCAAACCUCACAGCUGAUAUGACACCAAACAUAAACCUAAUAUCACACCAAACCUCACACCUAACAUGACACCAAACCUCACACCUAAUAUGACACCAAACCUCACACCUAAUAUCACAACAAACCUCACACCUAAUAUGACACCAAACCUAACACCUAAUUGACACCAAACCUAACACCUAAUUGACACCAAACCUCACACCUAAUAUCUCACCAAACCUCACACCUAAUCGCACACCUAAUAUCACACCAAACCUCACACCUAAUAUCACACCUAAUAUCACACCAAACUUCACACCUAAUAUCACACCAAACCUCACACCUAAUAUAGCACCAAACCUCACACCUAAUAUCACAUCUAAUAUCACACCAAACCUCACACCUAAUAUCAAACCAAACCUCACACCUAAUAUCACACCAAAACUCACACCUAAUAUCACACCAAACCUAACCCCUAAUAUCACACCAAACCUCACACCUCAUGUGACUCCAAACCCCAAACCUAAUAUGAAACCAAACCUCACACCUAAUAUCACACCAAACCUCACACCUAAUAUCUCUCCAAACCUCACACCUAAUAUCACAUAAUCUCACACCAAACCUCACACCUAAUAUCACACCAAACCUCUCACCUAAUAUCACACCUAAUAUCACACCAAACCUCACACCUAAUAUCACACCAUACAUCACACCAAACCUCACACCUAAUAUCACACCUAAUAUCACACCAAACCUCACACCUAAUAUCACACAUAAUAUCACACCAAACCUCACACCUAAUAUCACACCUAAUAUCACACCAAACCUCACACCUAACAUCACACAUAAUAUCACACCAAACCUCACACCUAACAUCACACCAAACCUCACACCUAAUAUCACACAUAAUAUCACACCAAACCUCACACCUAAUAUCACACCAAACCUCACACCUAAUAUCACAUCUAAUAUCACACCUAAUAUCACACUUAAUAUCACACCAAUCCUCACACCUAAUAUCACACCUAAUAUCACACCUAAUAUCACACCUAAUAUCACACCAAACCUCACACCUAAUAUCACCCCAAACCUCACACCUAAUAUCACACCUAAUAUCACACCUAAUAUCACACCUAAUAUUUAAUAUCACACCAAUCCUCACACCUAAUAUCACACCUAAUAUCACACCUAAUAUCACACCAAACCUCACACCUAAUAUCACACCAAACUUCACACCUAAUAAUCACACCAAACCUCACAGCUGAUGUGAGAAAAAUCCUAACAGUCAAUAUGACAACAUAAUUCACCAAUAUGAUCACACUUGAAAGCCUUACAAAAUUAUGAAAAUUGACCUAUUUCUAUUUUUAUCAAAUAUAAUUAUUUUAGAUUUUUAGAGGCCUUUAUCUAAAGGUUAUAUCGAAUGUUUCAUCGAAUAACCUUUAAUUUAAAAAAAAAAAAAAAAACUUUCGACACUUUAGAAUAGUUUUAAAAAUUUUUAUCAAAUAUAAUUAUUUUAAAUUUUUAAAGGCCUUUAUCUAAAGGUUAUAUCGAAUGUUUCAUCGAAUAACCUUUAAUUUAAAAAAAAAAAAAAACUUUCGACACUUUAGAAUAGUUUUAGAAAUUAUAUUAUUUUUGUACGUGUCAAUCGUCGACACUGACAUCAUUUAAUGACAGGUUAGUUUUCUACUGGUAAGACCAGCAUUGGCCACAAGGAGUUUGGAAAUGUAACAUGGUAAACAAAUUAGGAGGGAAAAAAAUAGAUAGGGAGGUGUUGGAUAAAAUGUUUGACUUUCCUUGACAAGCAGAGAGGGGGGUUGGGUCAUAAUGUGCUGCAUAGACCAGGAGCUUGGAUCAACAAGAACAGGUCAAGACAUUUUGAAUAGAUUUAAUUCAUAUUUUCCAUCUGGAGACUAAAAGAUUUUUUUAGAAAUUGUGUAGGAAUAUGUAAUGAUGGGGCACCAAACAAUGGUAGGCUCAGUAUAGUGCUUUGUAAACCAAACAAUGAUAGGCUCAGUAUAGUGCUUUGUAAACCAACAAUGUUAGGCUUAGUAAAGUGCUUUGUAAACCAACAAUGUUAGGCUUAGUAAAGUGCUUUGUAACCAAACAAUGAUAGGCUCAGUGAAGUUCUUUGUAACCAAACAAUGUUAGGCUUAGUAAAGUGCUUUGUAAUCCAACAAUGGUAGGCUCAGUGAAGUGCUUUGUAAACCAAACAAUGUUAGGCUUAGUAAAGUGCUUUGUAAACCAACAAUGGUAGGCUCAGUGAAGUGCUUUGUAAACCAACAAUGGUAGGCUCAGUGAAGUGCUUUGUAACCAAACAAUGGUAGGCUCAGUGAAGUGCUUUGUAACCAAACAAUGGUAGGCUCAGUGAAGUACUUUGUAAACCAACAAUGGUAGGCUCAGUGAAGUGCUUUGUAACCAAACAAUGGUAGGCUCAGUGAAGGGCUUUGUAACCAAACAAUGGUAGGCUCAGUAAAGUGCUUUGUAAACCAACAAUGGUAGGCUCACUCAAUCUUUUCCUUAAAGCCAAAAUCCAAAACAAAUUAUGUCGUCAUUUUCUUGCAGUAAAUGUUGGGCCAUAUGAACAUGUGAAUUCAGUUGAUAUAGUUGAAGUUUUAGAUCAAGUCAACUUUAAGUACAAGGCAAAGAUGAACAUAUUUUAUCUUCAACACAGUGAAGGAACUGAGAGAUAUGAUCAAAGUAUGGCUAACCUAGGAAAGGAAAGAAGAGGGUUUGGAAGGGGGGGUAACACAUGUUGAUCUUAUUAUUUAGGGAGUUGUUGAAACUUUAACAGUUGUUGACAAAUGAGAGAGGUUGGGGGGGGGGGUGUCAAAUUUAUCUAAAUUUAGUUGCCUGUACAAGUUAGAUAUCCCUCUGACCAAUAGAGCUGCCUGUAUAUGGUAGAGAUUACUUUGACCAAUAUGGCCACAUUAUGCCCCAUCAAGUAAUCAGUUCAGAAUUCAUUGGUUAUCUUAUAUUGAAGCUCAUCCCUUUUGGUGCACCAUUGUGCUGUUACUUAUUGUGUGUUUUUCAAUGUUCUGACAGUGUGUGUACAGAGCACCCGUGGCGUAGGUUUAGAUGCAACCCUUCAACAAAGUCUGUCUUCAAUUCCGAGGGUGAACAAGAUCAGAAAGCCAGCCCUGAAGACACCGAGCCCUGGCCUAGUGUGGCUGAUGAGACACAGCAGUCUGGACUGUCCGAUUUGAAAGAUAGCAAAGCAGUCAAAAAGUCUGAAGAUUCCAAUGAAAGUCAGCUUUUAAAAAGGAUAGAAAGGGAUGAUUUUGAAAAUAUCAACUUCAAUCUGAAAUCAAAUUUAUGCAAAACAGUAAUGUCACGUCCACUAGGUUUUUGUCCCCUAAAUAGAUGGAAGUUAGUCAACAAUUUAGACCAACUUAAACGAGUCCAAUUAAAUUUGUCUCCAAGGUGGAUGAAA
Lymnaea stagnalis (great pond snail) is the source of this 5044-nucleotide messenger RNA. NCBI's taxonomy places the organism in Eukaryota, Metazoa, Mollusca, Gastropoda, Lymnaeidae. The record is from the annotation of a GenBank genome assembly.